Suillus discolor is the source of this 429-nucleotide messenger RNA. RefSeq lists its product as uncharacterized. Gene Ontology annotation, biological process: ubiquitin-dependent protein catabolic process. Gene Ontology annotation, molecular function: structural molecule activity. NCBI's taxonomy places the organism in Eukaryota, Fungi, Basidiomycota, Agaricomycetes, Boletales, Suillaceae. Gene Ontology annotation, cellular component: proteasome regulatory particle, lid subcomplex. The record is from RefSeq and is a predicted model, not a curated record. The transcript has 3 exons. The annotation marks the transcript as partial.
UUUACAUACGAGACUUUCGAGAACAUGUCAUUGCUGGAUGACCCAGCAGUGCUGAACGCACUCAAGUACAUGCCUUUGUGCAAGGUCAUGUUGAAUAUGCCCGAAGAUGUAACAUCACUUCUCUCUAUGAAGCUCGCAGUGAAAUAUGCUCAGCUUCACGAGAUCGAGAGCAUGUGUGCCAUAGCGCUUGCGCAUCAGAAUCAGAACUUGUCAGAUUUCGAAAAGGCCCUUUGGGAUUACAAACAUGAACUCUUGUCCGACCCUACUAUUUGCUCACAUCUCGCAGCGCUUUACGACACCCUUCUCCGAGUCCAGCAGAAUUUGCUGCGUAUCGUUGAGCUGUACUCGACGGUAGAGAUUGACUACAUUGCCAAACAGGUCGGGCAAGGAUGGCAGGAUGGCAGGACGUUGAGGCCAAGUGCGUAUUGA